This is a messenger RNA of Drosophila bipectinata, 1806 nucleotides long. Its product is annotated as cilia- and flagella-associated protein 53. The record is from RefSeq and is a predicted model, not a curated record. NCBI's taxonomy places the organism in Eukaryota, Metazoa, Arthropoda, Insecta, Diptera, Drosophilidae.
AUUUAUAAAUAAAUUUGGAAACCGAGAUACUGCUUGGAAAUUAUUAGAGAUAUUAGAUACUUUCUUAGAAAUAUAUUUUUUCACGACCAAUCAAGAUGCAGAAUAGUGGGCGCGGAGAGGAUCACUUCCAGUUCAUCCAGCGGACGGACCGGAAGAGUCUGCAUACCCAAAUCGGACAAUUGGUGGCAAAGGCAAAGCAGGUGGCGCUUCAAGAGCUGCAGGAGAGGAGCCUUCGUCUGAAGAACAUGCUCGAGGAGGAGGACAAGCGGUACGAGGAGGAGUUCUCCAACACGGUGAAGACGCGCAUCGACCAGGACAUCAAGGAGCGCAAGGAGCACCUGCACGCCAUCAAGGAACAGGUCGCCAAGCAGCAGAAGAAGUUCCUCGAGGAGAAGCACAUUCAGCAGGUGAUGCUCGACUGCUACGAGGUUCGCGAGGUGCUGCGUCACCAGGACCUUUUGGAGACAAAGAUCAUCCAGGAGCAGCAGAUCCUGGAGAACGAGCGCAAGAAGCGGCGAGAGUGCGAGAUGGAGCUGCGCUGGCAGGAGCUGAACCGCCGGCGCUGGGCCAAGUUCGACUGCCUCCAGGCCGACGAGAACUUUAAGCGCCAGCAGAUGCAGGCUCAGGUCAACCACGUCCUGGGCAUCCAGGUGGCCGAGCACGAAGAGAAGCGGGCUCAGGAGGAGGCAGUGCGCCGUGAGGAGGAGCGGGUAAUCAACGCCCUGCUUGAGGAGAUCCGCCUGGAGGAGUUCGACAAGGAGCACACCCCCGCUCCUGUCAAGCAGCUCGAAUACCAGGAAGAACUCCUCAAGGAGAUCGAAAGGAAGCGGUGCGCCCGCCUCAAGGAAUGGGAGGCCGACAAGGCUGAGCACUUGGCCUUCUGCCGGGAGACCCAGCGCCUGGAGGCGGAGGCCCGCGAGAAGAUCGAAAAGAACAAGAAGGAGCUCAACCGAGCCACCCUGGAUUACCUCGCCUACCUGCGUCGCAUGCAGUCUCUCGAGCUGGGCAUUGAGAAGAUGAUGGAUGAGCGCACGGCCGAUCUGUACCAGCUUGAUAUCUGCACCAAGGUCAACCUUAGCGAAAGGAUUCGCGUGAAGAAGGAGGCUGCCGAGAAGUGCUACGAAAUUCUUCGAAAGCAAAUUUGCGAAGAUUACGAGCGCCGGUUGCUACUGGAGUCUGAAGUGCACGAGAACAAAAUGCUGGAGAAUCGCUUCGUUCAUCCGGAGAUCACCCAUGAGAUGAAGGUGUGUCGGCAGAUCAAGUACAAGGCCGACCUGGAUGCUCAGAUCGUUGAAAUGAAGCGCAUCCAGGCCGAGGAAGAGAAGAAGUUCGAAAGCCAGCUGAUGGCCGCCGUCGACGAUCCGCUGGUGUGCAAGCGACUGGCCAAGGAGAUCCUGGCCAGCGGCAUUGACUACCUGGCUCCGCACCCAAACUGGCGCGUGAUUGCCUGCAAUCCCAACAAGUACAUACCACGAGCUCCCACCACCGAGAAGGAGUUCGACGCCCGGGUGGCCGCCGCAAGUUUGGACAAGUGUCCAUGUCCCCGGCAGGCGCGGACGAACUGCGGUUUCAUGGCCGAGAUCGGCGAGGAGAUGGGUGGCGCAGGGGAUAUGGCAUCCGGACACAAGUCGAAGACCAAGCCUGUCGAAGUUCAACUGCCGCAGAAACCACAAAAAGGCGCCUUCCGGAAUUGCCACUGCAAAUUUUAUUGAUUAUUUUUCGCUGUUGGCUCUCCUGAGUACUCUUCUUACACAGCGAUCUUAAAUUGUAUUGAAUGUUAAGGAUAAUUAAAUAAAAUUCAACAGA